UUUGCUUUGAAAAUGCCAGAAUCCUUCUUAAGCUUUCAGAAGCUGAAAGUGUAGUGAACUAGUUCAAAGAUGAAGCGCUGGGACUCACUGGGGUUUUUGAUUAUCACUCUCAACUACAAUGUUACGUUUGUAGGAAAGAUCUGGCUAACAUUAGUAAUCUUGCUGAGAAUGGCGGUGAUAGUGUUAGCGGGAUACCCCCUCUACGAAGAUGAACAAGAACGAUUCAUCUGCAAUACUUUGCAACCAGGAUGCUCUAAUGUGUGCUAUGACAUUUUCUCUCCUGUCUCUCACUUUCGAUUCUGGCUCAUUCAGACAGUGUCUGUUCUGCUACCUUAUGCUGUGUUCAAUGUUUAUGUUCUGCACAAAGUAGCCAUGCAUGUUGUGACAGCACAUUAUUUGCCAUGUAGAUAUGAAGGAAUCAAGGCAUUAGCUGGCCAUACAGCUUUGAAGGAACCAUGCAAAAAUGUUGCAGUCACUAGACCAUCCUGCAAGGCAGAUCUUCUGAAUAUUCCUGAUUUUUCUUGGGCAUAUACUGUGCAUCUUUUUCUAAGAACACUGGCAGAGGCUAGCUUUGGAGCUGGACAAUAUUAUCUCUUCGGGUUUUUUGUUCCUAAACGCUUUUCCUGUUACCAGUCUCCUUGUACCAGCAUGGUCGAUUGCUACAUCUCCAGGCCUACUGAGAAAUCCAUCAUGAUGAUUUUCAUUUGGGGGGUGAGUGGCCUCUCUUUUCUGCUUAGCCUUGUUGAUCUAGCCUUUGCCAUCCAAAGAAUGGCAGUAAGAAAUGGACAAAAUAAACCAAUGGAAGGUCUCCAUGCAGAGGAUGAGCACAGUUCAGUUCUGCCUCCAGCUGAGAAGCUGGAGGAUUCUCCACCAUCUCCAGAGGACAGAGGCCAUCAACAUCUAGUGACACAUGACAGUCAUACCAGUGAAGCGUCUUGCUCACUUCACUCUGAAGAUGAAGAAGAACUUCAGGGGGAAGAGAAGAUCAUGUCCCAGCAAACUGCCAUCUCUAACCUCAACAGUAACAGCAAUAAACCCUGUAUAGCAGAAAGCCUUGCUGCUAAUCAAGGCAGUAAUGAAGUGCCCCUAUGUAUAAGUGACCAGCAGCGUAUUCCAUACAGGCAGCUGAGACAUGGGCAACAGCAAACCUUCACCAAAGAGGCUUCCCUGACUUUGAGACCCCAAGUCAAGUCCCAUCUUGGGGUUUACUCUUCUGUAGAUCAGAACAAGCUUUUAGGGCAUUAUUCUUCAGUUGAGCUAAAAGCUUCUAUUGGGCAAUCAAGUUGUAGCAGUGCUAGCUACUUGAGAGCAAAAAAAUCAGAAUGGGUAUAAAGAGCCUUGACAGAGCAUUGUGUUUACUGUCCUGGAAUGACACAUUCCACACCAUCUAGUUUCAAAUGGAAACCUCGGUAUCGGUUAAAUUCCAUUUUUGUGCCUAUAAAAAUAUCAUUUUACAAACAGCCCCCUGGCUGAAUGAAGAGCAGGAAGCAGAACUUCUUGUGACUAUGACAGGAUUGUAUGGAAAUCUUUAAUAACACAUUGUGGCAGAUUUCAUUAAGAUCGUAACUUUUGCUGUUUGGAAUGUUUGAUGUUGAAUAUUAGGGAUCUUUCUAAACACGACCAUAGAUUUAUACUGAUGUGGCUUCUAACUUAUUCUUUUCAGAUAUAUAUUCAUUUCAUUAUUGUUGUAGUCAAGCAUAAUAUUUUUCUUUAUAUUAGUUGAGCUUGUUAGCUUUUCAUGUGUGAGGGUGAUGUGUUUUAUCAUUUCCUGGAUAGGAACCACAUUAAUUAUUAAACUGAUCAUAGAUAGAAAAGCAUUAAAUAUUUAGCUCUCUAGUCCCUGAAGUCUUUUUAAUGGGAUCUGUGUUGAUUACGCUGUAAUAUCACAAAAUAUUAGGACAAAGAAACCUUUUGUAAGUCAUUGUAUUUUAUCAGCUGUGAGAAGGAAUGCAGGGAACAAACAUGGGUUGAAUGUAUCUUGUAUAUCUCUCAAACUGAUACAUGGAUAGACAGGUGGAUAAAUAAUGCAGAUGCUGUGGCAGAACUCCAGAGCUUGCUUAUUUGUCUUUAUACCUAUCUAUUUUUAAAUGUCUAGAGUCUGUAGCAUAAAUCAGAAAGAGCCUGACUGUGUCUGAAAGGGAUAAUAAAGUUAAUAGUCCUUUUCCUCCUCCUGCUCAGUGGUUUGUAGUUACUAAACUUUGACCUACACUAAUAAUGCUAUCCCUUAAUUGCAGGUCAGGCUGCUGCCCAGUUUUUAGCCUCCUGCAAAUCCCCAUAGUGUGAGGCCAAUUCCGUAAAUACACAGUGGAUGUGGAGUUCACUGCAUGUUGAGAGCACUGGAACUUUCUGGCUGUGUGUGUGUGUAAUGUGAAUAUAAACUUCUGAAAACCGCCAAUACACUCUCAGGAAGAGCUACCUGACUCAAGCUUACUUCUGACGCAGUUGUGUUAAAAAACUCUAAUUGUUAUAGCUGCUCAGUGCUGGAGUAAACCACACCUCUAAGGUACCUGUAGCAUGCCAGGUGUACUGCAGCUCAGAGGCAAGCACUGAAGGUGCUUCAGUAGCUAGGCCUUGUAGGCGCUAGUCCUGGUGGGUCCCAUUAACCACUUAGACACUGGCUAAAGUGAAAGGGUAUUUGACUAGGGCUGGCAAGAAAAGGAAAAAGUUGCAAAUAUUCUAGGUACAGAGGCUUCAACAGUUCCAGUUCAAAGUGGGCAAUGGUGAUUCUUGGGCCCCUGGGGAAAUCAGUUCACAGUUAGGAGAACUCUCCAGGCCUAGUGUCUGGGGUGUUCUCUCCAGUUCAGUCUCUGUUCAAGCAAAUACAAACUUGCAGGUUUCCAAGCCAGAACCAAUUUGUACUGUCUCUUUCAUUGGGGCUCCUCUGUACUGGCUCCCUGCCCAGUUGCUACUGCUCCCCCAUUAUUCCCAGUCCCAUGGAGACCUGCAGCUAGCUGUAAUGUCUGGCUAUAACAUUCCACAUGCAGCUCUGUGUAGGGUUCCUGGGGGUUUAUCUCUGCAUUCAGCCUCUCUGAAGCUCCUAGCUCUCCAUGACACUGAUGCUUCCCAGCAGUGCCCACUCACUUCCUGGUCAGAAUUCUUCCUCCUACCUCACCAUGGGCCAGGAAUGUGCAGUUGCAAGGGGGUGAUUGGAUUGUAGUCCCCUGCUUAGCAAUGUAAAUAGGAUCUCAAUUAGCUCUCCUCUGACACCUAGUUUGGGAUGGGGAGAGACAUCAGGAGCAAACUGUAUUUACAUGAACACACCUAUCUGCAUAGGUAUCUAGCAGACAGGAGCUGUGUAGCUCCAAGUGAUCAGUUUUGGUUGGUAUUAGGUUAGAAAUCACUUUAGUACUGAAUGCAGGGGUAGUGAAAUGUUAUCAGUGUUAUCUUCAUUGUAUGAGUAAAGGGAAGCAGAACUGUGCUGAGCUUGCAGGACCGGCUCUAUGUAUUUUGCCACCCCAAGCACGGCAGUGAGACAGCCUUUGGCGGCAUGCCUGCAGGAGGUCCGCCGGUCCUGCGCCUUCGGUGUACCCACCACCGAAUUGCCGCCGAAGCUGCGAGACCGGCGGACCUCCCGCAGACAUGCUGCUGAAGGCAGCCUGACUGCUGCCAUCACAGCGACCAGCAGGCCGCCCCCUGCAGCUUGCCGCCCCAGGCACGCGCUUGGCGCGCUGGUGCCUGGAGCCGCCCUUGUGAGCUUGUCCUGAUUGAGGAGUCACCUUCAGCUGAAAGGAACUCGCUAAGCCAGGGGCUCAAAUGUCAGACCCCUGUGAAAGUAAGAGUAGUGGGGACAGGUGUCCUACCUAGGAGGUGUGGACUCUCCCUAAAGGUCCCUGGUCUGGUUUAACCUGUACUUCCCCACUGUUCAAAGAUAGAGCUAAAUAGGCUUCAUUAGGAACCUUUUGUUAUUUCAAGUACUCAAUAAGAACUGAAAUCACUUGUAGUGGGGCAGUGUUUCUGCUCAGUCUGCUGAGAGCUAAAUUCACUAAGAGACUGAUUUGCAGAAGUCACAGCAGAGAGGCAGAUGGCAGCAGAAGGUAACUGAUGGGCGCCUGAUGGAGCAGCCAGGCAACAAGGAACUGCGUCUGGCAGGGUGGACAGCUAAAGCAAGUGCUCAGACAGUGGAGUAAGCAAGGUGCUUUCUUCCCUAGGUGGGAGGUGAACUCACACAGAUGCAUCUCUGAACCCUGAGUCCUCACUGACCAAGGACAACCACUGUGAAUGGGGUAUGGUGAGGGAGCAGAGAGGAGUACAUUAAAGGAAUUUUUGGUUGUAGAACUGUAGAACAUGAGGCAGAAGGCACUGCCCCAUGCACUCUAGGGUGGGUGUCCUGCUCACAGUUUUAUGUUUAUGAAUCCUGCUUGUGGCAUUUACCCUAACUAAUGUCAGGUGACUUCCCUCCUUUCAUUAAAAGUUUCUUUGCUCAGACUCUGUGCUUGCAAGUGAGGAAGUAUUGCCUCUCAGAGGCACCCAGGGGUGGUGUGUAAUUUCCCCAGGUUACUGGGUGGAGGUUUGAGCUAGUUCUGUGCUGUAUUGUUGAAAAGGAACCCCUAGAUAUUGAACCUGGCCCUGGUUGCUGUUGGCUCCCCCUGGCAGAAAGGUUACAGCAGGCUCAUCAAAACCAUUCUAAAAACAAACAGUUUCAGUGAACAGGGUGGAAAUGUGGAAAGAUCAUAAAUUGUUCAUUAAAAACUCCAAGACCAUUGAUGAUUUUAGGUGUUUAUACUGCUCACAGCUGCAGUCACGUGCAUGGAUGGCUGGAAGCUGAUUAGAAGUGGUGAUUGAUGGAGUACAAACUAUGACAGAAACAAGAGCCAGCAAAGUAAAGCAGUUUAAAAAGGAGAAAAAAGUAUUCAACUAUAUUAGUGGGAGAAAGGGUACAGAAUAUCUUUUAUUGAUUUUUAGGAUCCCUGAAUAUUAAGGUCAGGUACUGAAGGAGUUCAAGUCCACUGAGAACAUUUCUACCCUUCCUAGGCUAUCUGGAGGUCAGAAAAUUAAACCAGACCCUGCUGUGACAAAUAUUGUAGGAACUUGGCUUAGAAAUAGAACAGUGAAAUAGCUAGAUCUACUGCUACUCUUGCCUUUGUGACUUAUUUCAGAGUGUCCCUUUAUGUUUGUAAGAACCUAGCACUGACCAAAUGCUAAGCUUUCUGCCUCUCCUUCAAAUCCCUUCUUAGGUUUUGCUAAAGAAGCAAGGUUUUCUAAAGAUGGUUCCAAACUAGAAUAUAGGAUAUGGUCCUCCUCAAGCUUUGGGGAAGUUUGGAUUUUGCACUCAGACAAUGCAAGAGAUCCAGGUCACAAGGGAAAUACCUCACCGGCAACAAAUUGAUAUUCUAGUUUACUUCAUGGUGUAGAACAGUAGCUGUAUUUGUUGCUCAUCGGUCAGUCCCACGUGCUAUAGAAUACGGGAAGCUUACUGUUGACUUAAGAUUGUAUGGUGACAAAUUGUUUUAUUUUUUCCUCCGGAAGCUCAACAUCUCCCCUUUUAUCCUAACAUUAGCUGGAGUUUACCUUCCCACGCCAGUUUAAUAGAAAAUUGCUACUGCCUAUUCUCUUAUGAGUGAGAUCAUACAUCAUUGGCUGGUAAAUGUGUAAUUACCCAUAGUAGCAGUUGUCCUCCGUCUCUCCAACUUCAGAGCUGGAAGUUAUUAAAAUUUGAGUUAACAGAUGUAUAGAGUUCCUUAAUGUAAUAUAGCAAACUAUUAAAAUUGUCUGCCCAUGUGUGAUAAUUAUUGCAAUGAUUAUCUGAUCAGAGAAAGGGGAUAUUAAAUUAUACAUUUAAAAUGAUUUUUA
This is a messenger RNA of Malaclemys terrapin pileata, 5790 nucleotides long. It is a transcript of the gene GJD4, whose product is annotated as gap junction protein delta 4. The coding region runs from base 70 to 1332 and encodes 420 amino acids. Gene Ontology annotation, biological process: cell communication. Gene Ontology annotation, cellular component: connexin complex. The record is from RefSeq and is a predicted model, not a curated record. The transcript is spliced from 2 exons. NCBI's taxonomy places the organism in Eukaryota, Metazoa, Chordata, Testudines, Emydidae.